This is a messenger RNA of Chenopodium quinoa (quinoa), 738 nucleotides long. Its product is annotated as zinc finger BED domain-containing protein RICESLEEPER 2-like. The coding region runs from base 1 to 738 and encodes 245 amino acids. The transcript is spliced from 3 exons. The record is from RefSeq and is a predicted model, not a curated record. NCBI's taxonomy places the organism in Eukaryota, Viridiplantae, Streptophyta, Magnoliopsida, Caryophyllales, Amaranthaceae.
AUGAUUAUUGUUGAUGAGUUACCAUUUAAGCAUGUGGAAAAACCCGGUUUUAGGCACUUUGUGCAAGUUGCAUGUCCACAAUUUCACAUUCCAUCUCGUGUUACCAUUGCUCGUGAUUGUUUAAAGUUGUAUUAUAGUGAAAAAGAGAAAUUGAGAGAAAUGUUUAAGACAUGUCAAAGAAUUUCUGUGACCACUGAUACUUGGACUUCAAUACAAAGAAUUAAUUAUAUGUGUCUUACAGCUCAUUUCAUUGAUAAUGACUGGAAAUUGAAUAAAAAGAUCAUAAAUUUUUGUCCAAUUUCUAGUCAUAAAGGAGAGGCUAUUGGAAAAGCAGUUGAGGCAUGUUUAGAGUAUUGGGGUAUUGAUGAUAAACUUUUUACUGUCACUGUUGAUAAUGCUUCUUCAAAUGAUGUUGCUUGUGCACACUUGAGUAGAAUGGUUAGAAGCAUGAUAGAACAUGGUGUGUGCAUUGAUAGAGUUAGAAAUGCUGUGAAAUAUGUUAAGAAUUCCCCUGUAAGAAUACUUAGAUUCAAAGAUCUUGUGCAAAAAGCAAACAUAGAUUCAAAAUCUUCUUUAUCCUUUGAUGUCCCCACUCGUUGGAACUCCACAUACAUAAUGUUGGAAACGGCUUUGAAGUUUCGACGUGUUUUUAGUGGGUUAUCUCUUCCUGAUGGAGAGGAUUUGAAUGACAAUGAAAGGCCUCCCGAACCCAAAGAUUGGGAAAAAGUGGAGAGCUAA